Molecule: messenger RNA, 1117 nt
Organism: Panonychus citri (citrus red mite)
Lineage: Eukaryota; Metazoa; Arthropoda; Arachnida; Trombidiformes; Tetranychidae
Product: ribosome production factor 2 homolog
Exons: 4
Coding region: 60-1013 (317 amino acids)
Biological process (GO): maturation of LSU-rRNA from tricistronic rRNA transcript (SSU-rRNA, 5.8S rRNA, LSU-rRNA); ribosomal large subunit assembly
Cellular component (GO): nucleolus
Molecular function (GO): rRNA binding
Source: RefSeq, a predicted model, not a curated record
AAAACCAAAAAGAAAACAUCGAAUCGAUAAUCGAGUAUCGAUCAAUCGAAACUCAUCACAUGUUCAAAGUUUUCAUCUCAACACGUUUUUGUUUUCAUUUAAUUGAUUCCUUUAAUUCUGAUCAACCACUUGCCAAUUUAAUUACCAUGGACCGAGUUUUAAAACCCAAAACUGCUCGAGGGAAAAGGAAACUCUUGCAAAAAGAGCCCAAAGUGAAUGAAGAUCCCAAAAGCUGUGUAUUCAUCCGCUCAUCGACUGUUAAUCAAACUACUGUUGAUGUGAUGAAGGAUCUUUUCUCACUCAAGAAACCCUUUACAUCAUUCAAUAAGCAAAGGAAUAAAGAUAUUCGCCCAUUCGAAGAUUGUAAGCAUGUCGAAUUUCUUGCCAGGAAAAGUAAUUCCACUUUCUUCGUGGUUGGCUCACAUUCCAAGAAAAGACAAAAUAAUUUGAUAUUGGGACGAACUUUUGAUCAACAAGUUUCCGACAUGUUUGAAUUUGGGAUCGAAAAUUUUGCAAAUAUGAAAAGUUUUGCAAAUGGUAAAAUUGAUUAUGGAGCUAAGCCUCUGUUGAUUUUUGGGGGACAGCAAUUUGAUGAAGUAGAUGAAUUGAAAAGAUUGAAAAAUCUCUUGAUUGAUUUUUUCGUCGGUCCUAAUCUUAGUGGAUUACGUUUAUCUGGAGUUCAACAUGUUAUUCAAAUAGUUGCUCACAAUAGCAAAAUUCUGAUCAGAUGUUAUAAAGUAAAUUUAUCAACAACCGAGUCCAAGUAUCGUAAACUCGAGCUACAAGAGAUGGGACCAAGGAUCGACUUAGGUUUACGGAGAUCGAAGAUGGCAUCAGAUGACCUGAUGAAGAAAUCUCUCAAAAAACCAGCCGAGGUUAAAAUUAAAAAGAUUAAAAACAUCAAGAGAUCUAAACUUGGUACUACAUUUGGAAGAGUUCAUAUGAAUAGACAAGACUAUUCAAGACUCCAAACAAGAAAGAUGAAAGGACUAAAAAAACGAUCAGCCGAAUAAUCUUCGGCAUGUAGAGUUAGUUCUGUCCAUGUAAUUGUUCUAAUUAAUCAAGAUUUACUAAAGUUAAUUAAAAUGUCAAAAUGAUUCUGACAAACUCACUGAAA